CGAUUUUUUUCCCACCAGUAUAUAAACUAAAGUGAAAUAGGCUAACAAAAUAGUGAGCAUUUCUCCUGCAAUUGCGUAUUUGGAAUAAUACUUUCAAUCUGUAGAUCUUAAUCUUUGUUCAACAUGAAGCUAUUGUCGAGCUUUAGUAUUUUCGUGGUCUUGGCCACUUUCACAGCUCCAAUAUUUUCACACGCAGAUCGAUUCGAAGAACUAUUCGAAUCCGAAGCACCCAUCAAAGAAGUCUUCAUGGAACUAAUAAACACCAAUCCGGCAACAAACUACAUAUAUUUUCAACAAGUUCUACAACACGCGAACACCAAAAACGACAAACUAGCCCCGUAUGCAAAAAAGCUGAUAGAUGCCAGCCAAAAAAUUCUCGAUCAUUUGCUCAAUGAGGUCAACUAUCAAAAAAAGGUGGACAUAGUGAAAUUCGUCAAUUCCGCAUUCCAGUUGAUGACCACUUCAUCCAAUAAAAAUUCGGAGAUGAUGAAACUAAUGCAAAAGUUGAACGAAUACAUGGAGAAAACCUUCGAAGAUGCUUUGGAAGAAGCUAAGAAAAAUAUCAUGGAGAGAUUGUUAAGCGUCGUGGACGAUGGGUCUAAAACUAUUAAAAUCCAAGACGUUUCCGAAGCAAAAGAAUCUCCCAAAAAACCGAAUCCAAAACCGAAAAGAAGCAAAUCUUCUGCAACUGGAACUCAAAAAGAUUCCAACGCAUCCAGUCGGAAAUUACGUAGAAGUCAAAUAAGCAAAGUUCCUUCCAAUAAAGACGCGGAUGCUUGAAAAAAAUAUUGAUCAAUUUAUAAUUCAUGUAGGUAGGUACAUCUAUAGUAGCAAUCCAUUUGCUGUUUAUUGCUAAACCGAAUAAAUUGUGAUUCUGCAAAAAA
Planococcus citri (citrus mealybug) is the source of this 884-nucleotide messenger RNA. RefSeq lists its product as uncharacterized. The transcript has 2 exons. Lineage: Eukaryota; Metazoa; Arthropoda; Insecta; Hemiptera; Pseudococcidae. The record is from RefSeq and is a predicted model, not a curated record. Bases 124 to 780 code for a protein of 218 amino acids.